Molecule: messenger RNA, 927 nt
Organism: Colletotrichum siamense
Lineage: Eukaryota; Fungi; Ascomycota; Sordariomycetes; Glomerellales; Glomerellaceae
Exons: 2
Coding region: 1-927 (308 amino acids)
Source: RefSeq, a predicted model, not a curated record
AUGGCCGCGGCUGGCGAAUUCGACGCUGAGGGGUUUUCAACCAAUCUCUUCAGUGAUCUGGCCCCCCUUCUUGCUCUCUUCGGAGAAGAAAUCGUUGCACAGUUUUUCAGUAUGAGCAUGGGCUGGGCAGAUAAUUUUCUUCUGGCCAUGGGUCCCGUUGGAAUCAUCACAAUCGUUCUGAGCGCAAUUCGUAUCGGCGGCUGUCGGUGUCUAAAACGUCUUGUUGGGCGGGGACGAGAAACUCGGGCGGUUGCUGAACGAGAUCUUCUGUCGUCAACAUCCCCAAAUGUGUGCGAACUAUAUAACGGCCAGCAGAUUGUACGUUUGAUUGGAGAACCCAAAGGAGUGAUAACUUGUGUUAUCUCACGCGACGGCACCAUCGAUACUCUCCCUAAGGCUUACAAAGAACGAAUGAUCGAAAACGAAGGGAAUAGAUUCCGUGAAGAAACCCUCGAGGAAGAUGAAAGCUACAUCGCACUGAGUCUACCCACGAACCUGACACUGAACACCCAGUCCGCGCCUCCCAAAAAAUCAGAAAUGUGGUCCUUGGCAGUCAUCGGGAUGAUUCUGCAAGCGGCAGCGACUGUUUACCCUGGACUGGCGACAUAUUAUUUCAAGUGGAGCAAAGGUGGUCUGCCUAUAGUCGAAUAUGGUUACCCGUGCUUUGCUGCGGGCACUGUAUGCUUGACGAUAGGUGUGAUAUUAUGUGGUCACGUCAUUGAGGGCGCCACGCAGGAGAUUGAAUUCGCUCUUUCAAAAGAUUCGAAGAACGCAGGCCGGAGAAUUCUAUGCCUGCAGGAGGCUUCAACCAUCGGCGACCAAAACAUCCCAUCGUGUGCGAUAUUUCUUGCCGAGGGUGAUGGAAUACUAAGAACCUCGCGAAGAGGUGAUUCGAAGCAUGGACCUGCCCGGUAUGAGACAUCCUGA